AUGGACAUCGCCGUGAUGCUGUACGUCCUCCAAGUACUCUGGACAGUCGGAGGAGGACUAUUCUCGCGAUCAAAGACCGCCCAGUUUGAAGUCCACGCUUUGCCAAACAGUCCCUCUCUACCCACCAGCUGGGCUGGUCAAUUACCAGUCCCAGGCACGAAGGAUGGCAAUGCGCUCUUUUUCUGGCUGUUCCAUACAGAAGACCCCGCUUACGACGACAAUCUGAUCAUUUGGUUUAAUGGCGGGCCGGGGUGUUCAUCCUUGAUAGGACUAGCCAACGGCAAUGGGCCGAUCUCCUUCGUCGGCAACUCAACCCAACUGAAGCGGAACCCUUAUUCAUGGACACGGCUCGGUCAUGUCCUGUACGUGGACCAGCCCGUGGGGACAGGCUUUUCGACUGCGAGCAUCCCUUACCCCGUGCGCGACAACGAGCGCACGACGGCGGAUUUUGCGCGGUGGCUGCAUUCGUUCUUCGCGUACUUUCCGCAUCUUCAAUCAAAGCAAAUCCACCUCAUCGGCGAGUCUUAUGCGGGCAUCUACAUACCUUACUUCGCAACCGCGCUUGUAGAAGGAGAAUAUGCGCUCCCGCCUCAUCUCCGCUCAAUGUCCCUCGGCGAUGGGUCCUGGGGCAAUGCGGCCGCCAUGUCAUCGGUAGCAAUGGGGGCAUAUAUGCGUUCACAGAACACUCUCCUCCAGAUCCCGCAAGAUGUUAUGAGGAUUUUUACAGACGCAGAUCAAACAUGCGGGUUUGAUGACGUGCUAGCAGAAGCAGCCGUCUAUCCUCCCAAGGGCAAGAUUCAUAUCCCCGGUAACCCGGAGAACUUCAAUUAUCGUCGCCAACAACGGGAGCAGCGGUAUGAAAGGACGCCAGCCUUAGAUGGCGAAUGCGACAUCCAGCCCUCCACUGCAGCCGAGGUUUACACCUCUAUCUUCAACUCGACCUGCUACGGGCCAUGCGCCACCUUCUCCACAGCAGUGGACUACCUCCUAGCCAGGGACACAGACAAACAAGCCUGUUUCGACGUCUACGACAUCCGCCACGACUGCAACACCGUCGACCCACUGCAUCUUCUAGAAGCAUACUUCAGCCGCGCGGAUGUACAAGCCGCCCUCCACGUCGAGAACAGCGGCACAUACAGUCCCUGUAACCCAACCAUCCUAAGCACCCUCCUCGAAGCGCCCUCACCAAUUCCACCGGACUACCAUCUCCUCCCAACCCUGGUAACAAAAUACAAUAUCUCUCUUCACCUUUAUUCGGGGGAAUGGGAUAUGCUGAUCAAUCACGUCGGCGCGGAACUCUCCAUCCAGAACAUGACAUGGCGCGGUGCGCAGGGUUUCUCGCAGAACCCGUCUCGACUGUUUUAUGGAGAUGAUGCUGCGCCGUCGUCAUCUUCUUCUGCUACGGCGAGAUCACCGAAGGCGACUUUCUCCAAAACUGUUAGAACCGAGGCCUUGGGAGACGUGGCGGGAACGUGGGCAGCUGAGCGAGGAGUGUCGUAUCAUCUCUUUCGGGGGGCAGGGCAUAGUGUCUUUGCCAAUAAGCCGCGAGAGAUGUUUGCUUAUGUGCGAGAUGUGGUGAUUCAAGGGAAGGCAGGUUGA
Molecule: messenger RNA, 1599 nt
Organism: Penicillium riverlandense
Lineage: Eukaryota; Fungi; Ascomycota; Eurotiomycetes; Eurotiales; Aspergillaceae
Gene: cp9
Product: putative serine carboxypeptidase
Exons: 2
Coding region: 1-1599 (532 amino acids)
Biological process (GO): apoptotic process; proteolysis
Cellular component (GO): trans-Golgi network
Molecular function (GO): serine-type carboxypeptidase activity
Source: RefSeq, a predicted model, not a curated record